AUCCGGAAGAAAAACAACCCGCCGCGAGUAGUGCGUCCGAGUCCCCUGGCCGAGGGACCGCUGGCGCCCAGGACUAGCUGGGGCACUGCGAGGGGACGAUGGCCGAUGUGGACCCGCAGGAUCCGAGCAGGCCGACGCGAAGUAAGCUCAGCAUACAUGUUGUUACGUGGAAUGUGGCCUCAGCAGCGCCCCCUCUAGACCUCAGUGACCUACUUCAACUGAAUAGCCUGAAUCUGGACAUAUAUGUCAUUGGUUUGCAGGAAGUGAACUCUGGAAUCAGAAGCCUCCUGUCUGAUACUGCCUUUGAAGACCCAUGGAGCAGUUUCCUCAUGGAUGUGCUUUCCCCUCUGAGCUUCAUCAAGAUCUCCCAUGUGCGUAUGCAGGGGCUCCUCUUACUGGUCUUUGCCAAGUAUCAACAUUUGCCCUACAUCCAGAUUGUCUCUACAAAAUCCACCCCCACUGGCCUCUAUGGGUUCUGGGGGAACAAAGGAGGAGUCAACAUCUGCCUGAAACUUUACGGCUACUACGUCAGCAUCAUCAACUGCCACCUGCCUCCCCACAUGUCCAACAAUGUCCAGCGGCUGGAGCACUUUGACCGGAUCCUGGAGAGGCAGAAUGUUGAGGAAAAAAAUAUCCCCAACAUCCUGGACCAUGACCUCAUUCUCUGGUUUGGAGACAUGAACUUUCGGAUUGAGGACUUUGGGUUACUCUUUGUUCGGGAAUCCAUAACCAGGCAGAACUACCAUGAACUGUGGGAGAAGGAUCAGCUCAUCAUUGCCAAGAAACAUGACCCGCUGCUUCGGGAAUUCCAGGAGGGCCCCCUGCUCUUCUCUCCCACCUACAAGUUUGAUAGGUACUCGGACAACUAUGACACCAGUGAGAAAAAACGCAAGCCUGCAUGGACCGACCGCAUCUUGUGGAGGCUGAAGCGGCAGCCCCAGGCCGGCCCCACUGUUUCUAGUCUGCCAACCUCCUAUUUCUUUCUGACUCUGAGAAGCUACUGCAGCUGUAUGAUGUACAACAUCAGUGACCAUAAGCCUGUCAUUGGCACCUUCGACUUGGAGUUUAUCCCACUGAUGUUGAACCCACUGAUCACCAUGAUGCCUGAGUUCCUGUGGACCUUGGAGAACGACAUGUUAAUCAGCUACUCCUCCACCCCAGACUUCCUCAGCAGUUCCUGGGACUGGAUUGGACUGUACAAGGUGGGGAUGCGCCACAUUAAUGACUACGUGUCCUAUGUCUGGGUCGGGGACAACCAGAUCUCCUUUGAUGACAGCCUGAACCAGAUAUACAUCAAUAUCAGCGACAUCCCUGAGACUGAGGAUGAGUUUAUCCUCUGUUACUAUAGCAACAAUCUACAUUCUGUAGUGGGGAUAAGCCAACCCUUCAAGAUCCCACUUCGCUUCUUUUUGAAGGACAAUAUACUGGCAAGGCUGACUUGGAAUUCAUUAUGUGGUCUCAGGGCGGCCUUGAACUCAUGGUGAUUCUUCUACCUCUGCCUCCCGAGUGCUGGGAUUAAAGGCAUGCACCACUGCCCCUGGCUCUCUAUCAUUUUCAAUAGAAAAAUAUGAUUAAAUCCCUUAUACCAAUAUACAUACCUUCCCCUACCCCCUUGCAUGUAGUCUGACUCAGGAAGCCCAGAGCCUGAGCAAGGUGUAGGUUCAGGUUAGCUUGUACAGGUGGGUCAGGCCCCAUGUCCCCAGCCUGCCCUUUUAUGAAGAUUGAUAGGUAGUGGAGCUGUACCCAGAGAUUUCCAGGGUGGCCCUUUCAGAUCAAGCUUAACUUCUCACCACAGUGUCAUGAGUCAUUGACCAAAACAAAACAAGAAAACAACUAUUUCUCUCUUGGACCCAUCAUGGACUUACAAUGGGGACAAGUAGAAGUGACUGUCAGGAUCAAGACAUUUUGGAGGACCUGGCCCCGAGAACCUCAGCAUUCUCCAGGUGUUGUGUGGACAUAGCCUAUCCGCGUUCCUGCCAAUUGCCUUUGCCAGUGGUGACUCAACAGCCCUUCUCCCAGGAGAAGACACCUUAGGGAUUCUGCUCUGUGACUGUUACAUCCAUCCUGUGACCUGAGACUGAAUGUCACUUCAAUUGCUCCAUGUUCUGUAUCCUCUCCUGGGGGUCAUGUGUGUUAAGAAUUGUCCCCUGGCUUCUAGUGAGUCAUGGCUGUAUUCUAUAUCUGUUGUUACACUGGAGGAUAAUUAGAAAUGUGGCUUUUA
Molecule: messenger RNA, 2221 nt
Organism: Jaculus jaculus (lesser Egyptian jerboa)
Lineage: Eukaryota; Metazoa; Chordata; Mammalia; Rodentia; Dipodidae
Gene: Inpp5k
Product: inositol polyphosphate-5-phosphatase K
Exons: 13
Coding region: 99-1484 (461 amino acids)
Biological process (GO): negative regulation of phosphatidylinositol 3-kinase/protein kinase B signal transduction; negative regulation of insulin receptor signaling pathway; phosphatidylinositol dephosphorylation
Cellular component (GO): endoplasmic reticulum; ruffle; plasma membrane
Molecular function (GO): inositol bisphosphate phosphatase activity; phosphatidylinositol-4,5-bisphosphate 5-phosphatase activity; phosphatidylinositol-3,4,5-trisphosphate 5-phosphatase activity
Source: RefSeq, a predicted model, not a curated record